Molecule: messenger RNA, 1041 nt
Organism: Penicillium olsonii
Lineage: Eukaryota; Fungi; Ascomycota; Eurotiomycetes; Eurotiales; Aspergillaceae
Source: the annotation of a GenBank genome assembly
AUGCGCCUGGAGUAUGAGGUGGUCCGCUUCACCAUUAUCCCCGACCAAGGCACCCAAGUAUGGGCCUCAAUACCAGUGGGCACAAUCUUCGAUGAGACAACCUACGAAUUAGAAUCCAACUCAGACGCCAUCAAUAUCGAGGUCAACAUCAGCGUUUUGAAUCGCGCACUACGCUCAGCAUGGGGCUCAACGCAUACCCAGCUUCGUCUGACAAAAAAAGACAAAUUACCUCUUUUGGCACUUACCGUUCUCGCCAGUGAAUGGACAGAUGGGAACAUGGCGCUCGCGACAGACGAAACACCCGGCGAGACGACAGGUGAUCGGGGUCCCCGCGAACGCCAAACUUGGAUUACCCAAGAAGUGCCCAUCAAGAUCUUACACGAAUCUGCAGUUGAGGGCUUGCACGAGCCGCAUUGCCCAGACCCAGAAGUCCACAUCAUCUUGCCCAAUCUGGGCCAUCUGAAGAGCAUAUCGGAUCGAUUUACCAAACUUGCAUCCACCAGUGCCAAAGGCAAUCAGCCUGGAAUCCUGGCCCCCGAAGCACCGGGUGACGACAAUGAUACAUCAUUUAAGGCAAAUAAAACCACAUCUUCAACUAAUUCGUCGCCGAAGCUGGAACUGUCGGCUAACAUGCAUGGCUCGCUGCGACUGGCCAUUGCUACUGACGAAUUGCGCAUUGCGAGUGUCUGGUCUGAUCUCGUCAAUCCACCACUUGACCCUGCGCAGAUGACGCAGGAACAGAUCGACCAACUCCCUAGUGAGCGGAACCGGAUGCGACAGGCUAGAGAAGGAGAUGAGUCAGGGUGGGCGAAGGUGCGGAUUGAUGGCAAAGAUUGGAGCCGAGUGCUGAGUAUCGGACGGCUCAGUCCCAAAGUUGUUGCUUGUGAGUCUGCGGGGUGUGCUGUCAGUCCAAGGCUAACUCGAUUUGCUCGCAUAGGUUUUGUCAAUGAUAUCGCCCUCGUCCUGUAUGUCUAUUUGCCCGGGAGCUGGAAUGGCGAAGAAUCCUGUCUGACUUAUUAUAUCAAUUCAUUUACAACAUGA